UCUCUCUCUGUCCUUGUCUGAUGGGUUAGCUCUGAUGCUCUGAUGCUGUGAUGCUAAUCUGACGCUGCACUCUUCCUGUUUCAGUGCUGGUGAUGAGCUGAGCUGUUCAGUGGAAGCCGCCGUGGUCCCUGAGCUCCCCGUGCCUGUCAUGCAGUUGGAAGAGACAGAAAAUGUGUUCGACCUGAACGAUGCGAUCCCAGAGACUGAGCUGCUGGACAGCAGCGUCCAGAAGUGCCGUGUUCAGGUGCGGAGGAGCAGGAACCGGCCGUCCCGCUCACGGCUCAGAGACAGCAUCAGCUCCACUGAGGGGGACGACAGCCUGGACAGGAGGUCUUUAGACAGUCCCCUCCACUCGGUUCCUCAGCCGGGUCUCAAUGUGUCCUCUCUCUCUCCGGAGCUCCUCCUGUCCUCCCCUUUCCGUCCAUCCCCGUUCUCCUUCGACUCUCCUCUCCGCCGCUCUCCCGAAGAGCCGAACUCCAGCUCUCCGGCCCCUAAAGGCCGAUACACGCAGCUCACAGACGCCACGUCUCACGAGGCGUUAAUGCCCCGGCCCGCCAGCUCCCCCUGCAGGUCCUGCCCUGAAACCUCACCUGUGUACUUCCGCAGGACUCGACGUCCAGAGAGCGAAGUGCUGGUGUCAGAUGACAGUCAGGACAGCAGUCCAGCUGAACCCGGGAGCCCUACGGUGGUCCUGGAUAAGAAAACUAAAAGGAGGUUUCUGGACCUGGGGGUGACGUUGCGUCGUUCCUAUGUGAAAGUGAGGAGAGAUAAGUCUAACAGACUGUCUAUGGGAAGCCGAGAGCCGUCUGAGAACCCAUCCCGUCCCUUCGUGCCUUUCUCCUGGUUCUCCGACAGUCACCGCAGCUCUGCCUCCUCUUCACCCAAAACAGGGGCGCACUCCGGCAGCCCCAGCAAGUCAGACUCACAGGAGUCGGCGUUCAGUGAUGAUUUCUCCCCUAAAAGCCCCCUGCCUCCAUCCAGCUCCCCAACCGACUCGCGCUCCUCACACCCCUACCACACACUGUCUCAGUCUUCAGAUGAGCCGUUAGAUGAGCGGCAGUGCCUUCUGUCCUCGUGGAGCACGCAGCAGGUCUGUGACUGGCUGAGGAGUUUAAACAUGGAGCAGUACGUCCCCAAGUUCAGAGAGAAGCACGUCGAUGGAGAAUUGCUGCUGCAGCUGGACGGAAACAAGCUGAAGGGUCUGGGCGUGUUGAACUCGUCGGAUCGCAGUCUGCUGAAGCGGAGAAUCAAAGACAUCAACACUGCGGCGGAGAAGGAGCGCAAGGCUCUGGACAAACUGGAGAAACAGAGAGAGAAACAGAGGAAGAAAGACCAGGAACAGAGGAAGAACUGACUGACUCACAGGAGAUGAAGCUUUCAGACGGCACUUUAAAGGAAGAGUUUGGUCAGAAAUCAGAUGUACACAGUUUUCCCCCUUAACUCAAACGUAUUCAAUCAGCCAAGACAUGUUUGGUGUUUAGACGG
Messenger RNA from Colossoma macropomum (tambaqui), 1485 nucleotides. RefSeq names its product sterile alpha motif domain-containing protein 14-like. The record is from RefSeq and is a predicted model, not a curated record. Gene Ontology annotation, molecular function: actin filament binding. Gene Ontology annotation, cellular component: cytoplasm; actin cytoskeleton; postsynaptic density. Gene Ontology annotation, biological process: calcium-mediated signaling; actin filament organization; neuron projection development. The transcript is spliced from 10 exons. The coding region runs from base 149 to 1354 and encodes 401 amino acids. Lineage: Eukaryota; Metazoa; Chordata; Actinopteri; Characiformes; Serrasalmidae.